AUGGAACUUUUGUUUAUAUUGUGUCUCGUUUCAUUUGGACUCGCUUAUGAUAAAGCCUCCUUUUAUGGUGCAAGUUAUAUUUCAUACCCACUUCAAGAAGCCAAGGGAGUUACAGACAUAAGUUUUAGGUUUCGUACACAUUUAUCAGAUGCUCUUCUAUUGCUUGCUGCAGGAAAAACUGAUUAUUGCAUGAUUCGAUUGGAAAGUGGAAAACUUAAAUUACAUAUAAAUCUUGGUGCUGGAGAAAGUGAACUCUCUUCAUCAAAAGGCACUUAUCUUAAUGACACACAAUGGCAUCAUGUCAGCAUCAUUAGAAGAGAAGCCAACCUGACUAUGAAGGUUGACGACAACGUCGUGAAGAAAAGGCUGCCGGGACGCUUCUUUGAACUAAACAUACAUUUUGGUAUUUUUCUCGGAGGACAGGGCGACUUUUCGGAACUCUUUCUCGGUCAUAUGGAAAAUUUUCGUGGGUGUAUGGAAGAUGUUUACUACAAUGGCGUUAAAAUCAUAGAAAAAGCUCGAAGCCGCACUGGCUCAGUACACGUUGAAGGGGUGACAUGGAAUUGCGCCCCCGAGUUCGACGCCGACAUUAAUUCUGAUAUAAGCUUCAUUGAUGAAGGAGCUUAUUUGGUUCUACCUAAAAUAAAUUCUAGAGCGGGUGGAAGAUGGCAAAUAGAAUUUAAAACAAUUACACCAAACGCAAUAGUCCUUUAUAAUCCUGGAGGCGGUCGCGGAUCUGAUUUCUUGGCUGUAGAGAUAUUGGAGGGAGUGGUGAGGGUGAAGAUGGCGAGAGGGCUGAUCGUGCACAGUGAGAGAGUGAACGAUGGACAAUGGCACAAAUUACAUUUACUUUUCAACCCGUCUUUGAUUGAGCUUUCUAUAGACAAUAUAGCCAUGAGCACACAGAUUGAGAGUGGCGGUACCAGAUACUUGGAUCUGUCAGAUUUGUUUUAUCUUGGAGGCAUAGAGAGUGACAAGAGGCAGAAAGCAUUCGCUAAGGGUAUUAAAGCAGCUGAUUCUAGCAUUAUGGGUUGCAUCAGACCGAUCGAGGUGGACGACAAGAUAUACGGGCUGCCCAACGCAGUAAUAUCGUACGGGGUGAGCCCCAGGUGCGUUUGGUGGUACCCCUGCCACGCGGGGCCCAGUCCUCCCUGCGUGCCACGAGCUACGUGUGAACAACAUGGAGUAGAUCACUUUACGUGUAAAUGUGAUACGGAUUUGUGCAUCAAUCCUGAUUACGCUGAGAAAUAUAAGGUUUUCUCAAAGUCCAGCAGUGAACUAGAGUUAGUGGCGUUGUAUCCAUUAACCGUGCAAGAAGGUGGAGUGGCAGUUAUAACUACGCAGAACAUUGAUGUUAUAUUAGACCAUCAUAAGUAUGGUGUGAGACCGUCAGGAGUACUACUACAUGUGGCCCAGUCGCCGCAGCACGGCCGAAUAGCCGUAGAUUUGACCUUACAACGUAAUCUACCCCAAUAUAAUUACGUCGAUGGGGAAAAGUCCAAACAAUUCUUCACACUCAUGGACUUAUCGAGAGACAAGGUCCGCUACGUACAUGACGGCUCAGAAAAUCACCAAGACGCUAUAGUCCUUGAAAUGGAAUUGAUACCAGAAACUAAGUUCACAUUGCCAAGCUAUUUACAAGGACGUAACACGUUCGUGCUUCAUGUCAACGUGACGCCGGUCAAUGAUCCGCCUGUACUCAAUCUACUGCCGGGCAAAGUGUUGAGACUCACUCAGGGUACGAGAAAAGUCAUUACUUCGGAUGUGUUAAAAGCUGAAGAUCCCGACACUCCUCCAGAAGAUCUUCUAUAUACUGUGUUGCAUGGGAAAAACGAAGCUAACAGUGGUCACAUAGAAAUGUCUGGACAACCCGUGGACUCCUUCACACAGCAAGAUAUCGACUCCGGCGUAAUAUCGUACGUGCAUGGGACCGGAGAUAAGCAACUGAACAAGACAUCUCUUCGGCUGACACUACAGGUAUCAGAUGGCAUAGAAACCAGUGGACCAGGUGUCUUGCGCAUUUCAAUAGUACCGCUACAGGUUCGUCUCGUGAACAAUACGGGGCUGUUCCUAGUACACAACUCAUACGCCGUCAUCACUGCUGAUAACCUCACAUUCACUACAAAUGCUGAUGAAACUAAUGUUCAUGUAAAAUACGACAUAGUGAAACCACCGCAAUUUGGCGUGGUGGAGCGUCUUAGAGUGCUUGACAGUACGUGGCAAACAGUCGAUUCGUUCACCAGUGAGAUGAUAAAUUUUGGCCGUGUGAGAUAUAUGCAUAUACUAGGCAAUCCCAUACAUGAUGAAUUUAAGUUUAAAGCAUCGGUGGGUAACGUUCGAACGAAUACAUUAUACGACUUUCGACUCACAUUUAUAAAACUCGAACUAUAUCAAUCGACAAACGAGGAAUUAGUGUUAAAUAAUACGAGAGAAGCCUUCAUAUCGUCACUACAUCUUAGAUUCAAAACGAGACCGAUUACUUUGCCGGGCGACAGAAUCCUAUUUACUAUUCUAAAACCACCGAAGUAUGGCAUAUUACACCUAUCGUCAGGGAAGCAUCACUUGCAAAUGCACAGUACAUUUACUCAACAGGAUAUAGAUGCGGAUCUUUUAUGGUACCGGCUACAUAGACGAGCCUAUUCCCAUAUACAAGACGAAUUCACAUUCGUCGUAGGGGCUACGGAAUGUGAAAAUAUUACCGGAGUCAUGACAAUUAGACAUGUACCCGGCACUUCUAUUGCAGACCACUCCACCGGUAGAGUGCACACGACUUUAGAAAGGUUACAGGUAUUAGAAGGUUCCAGAAUGACCAUACCGACAACACAUCUCAACUUCCGCACAGAUGUGGUCACUAAUUUAGUAUUCAAUAUAACACAUUUACCAAAACACGGUAAGAUCGAAGUUAUAACUGACAACUUGAAGAUACUAAGAGAUAAUACCACGUAUUUCACAUUACAAGAGCUAAAUUCUGAUAGAGUGUACUACUCUCACGAUGAUUCCGAGAGUAGACACGAUUCGUUUCAUUUUAUGGCGCUCAGUCCUGAACCAGAAGACUUUCAAUAUGUUGGUGUGUUCCAUAUAGAUAUUAUAUUGAAGAACGACAAUAGUCCAGUGCGGGCUAAUGAGAAAGUAUUCCACAUAGUUCACGGGGGAGCCAGGCUUAUAACGACUAGAGACCUAAGUUACACUGACGCAGACUUGGAUACGAAACCGUCAGAUAUUAUAUACACUGUCCAAAGGUUUACCAAAGAUCCGCCAAAUGGAGGCAUAUUUCGUGCGGAUAAUCCGUCGGAACAAAUAUAUCAGUUCACUCAAGACGAUAUUAAUAAGAAUCUCGUACUAUUCAAACACCAAGGAAAAGAGUAUGGGAAAAUGUCCUUCUGGAUUUCAGACGGGUUGUUCGAUGUCAAUGGCAAUUUGGAAAUACAAGCGUCACCGCCAUUCAUAAGGAUGUACCCGACAAAUGGGUCCAUAGUAGAAAAUGGAAAGGCUGUUGUUAUUACCACUAGAGAUAUGCAAGUGGACACAAACAUGAACUGCCUAGAAGAAGAUAUCCGUUACGAAGUGACGCAGGAACCGAAACACGGUUCUAUAGAAGUUGGCGAGGGUCAGGGGGUGAUCAGUUUCACUCAACUGGAUAUAGCUGCGGCUAGAGUUGCGUACAGACAUCGGGAACCGAAAACACCCACUGAUAUGUUUCGAUUUAAAGUGAUGUGCUUAGAGGCGUGGGGUGAAGGUGUUUUUCCUAUUAAAAUAUUCCCAUCCAGUUACUGGGAACCCCUGAAAGUAACAACCAACAAAGUACUUAUAGUUGAAGAGUCCACAAGCGUCAAUAUAACCAAAGAUAUAUUAGAAGUUAUGCAUCCUCAAAUUGAGCCUUCUAAUAUAGUAUACCAAGUAACAGAAGGACCAUACCAUGGCUGGCUGGAAAUCUCCUCUACUCCAGGUACAAUAGAGAUGGAGAACUACAACGAUGAACCAAUACAUACAAAUGUAUUUGACCAAUCAAUUAUAAACGCGAAUCGAUUAGUUUACGUGCAGUCUGGCGUUAAUAGAACUAGAGAUAGGAUCAAAAUGGACGUCACCAACGGCAUAGUUUGGUUAAGAGGUGCGGAACUAACAAUCAUAAUAAUACCAGAACAUUUUUACGUCUCUGCAUCAAACUUAACAGUGGUUGAAGGAGAAUCAGCGAGUGUUAAACAAGAUGUCUUUAAAAUUGUCACGGACUAUUAUAGGGGUAAAGUCAUAUCGUACAAGGUGAUACAGAAACCAAAAUAUGGCAAAAUAAUGAUGGCCGAUCAAGAAUUGUCGUUGCUACCUGUAUUGAAAUUAAAUUCGGGUAAUAUAUUGUACGUGAAUGACGGAUCAGAAGAAUCAUCAGACUCGAUAAAGUUAGUAGCGAUUACUGAAGGAGGUAAAGAAAGCGAGCCUUUCUUUGUACGAAUAAAUAUAAUGCCAGUGAAUGACGAACCUCCAAUAGUGGCUGCCAAUACUGGUCUCUGUGUGUGGGAGGGAGGGACUUUCACUUUUACAAGGAACGAACUAUACGUCAAUGAUAUUGAUACUCCGCUCAAAAAUGUUACAAUCAGAGUGGUUGAUAUCGUAUCUGGUUAUAUUGCUAUGAAGGGCGAUCUAGAGAAUCCCGUGGACCAUUUUACACAAGCCGAUAUUGAUAAUCGACAAGUUAUUUUUGUCCAUAAAAACGGCUCAAAAGGCAAGAUGAUCUUCAACGUCACGGAUGGACUUCAUGAGCUUUCCAAAAUAACAUUCCUUAUAACAACAAAAUCUGUGUCACUAAAAUUAAUUAGGAAACAGACGUUGCGCGUUUUUCCUUUGAUGAGAGAACCUCUAAACAAUUAUCUGUUAAUGUCCAAAUGCUCUGACCCCUCUAGGAAUAUCAUUUAUAAAGUCGAUAGAGCGCCCGCGCUUGGGCGACUUGUGAUGUUGAGCGGCGAGAAUCAACAUAGAUCUAUAAAACUGUUUACGCAACAAGAUGUCAAUAACACUGUGAUCUACUACGAACACACGCAUCCCUUCUCCGAUCUUUAUACGAACGAUUCCUUCAUAUUCACGGUAGAAGCAGCGUUAGCUAAACCAAUAGCCGAUCAAAUUUUCAAUAUAGACGUAUCAGUGUCGUCCGGAGGACUGGCCAAGUACGUCUACAUCCCCCAAACGAAUGUUCAAGAAGGAGAUAAGGUUCCUAUACGAGUGAAUGUGACUAAUGUUAUAACGUAUUUAGAAACUCAAGCUGGGGUUAGACAACCGCAAAUAGAAGCGCAGUGGUCGCAACCGACUCAUGGAAAACUUACACCAUACUUAUCUUCCCUCACACAAGCCCAACUGGAAAGCGGAGUAGUGACGUACGAACAUGACGACUCAGAUACUGUACAGGAUAAAAUAGAUAUGGCCUUAUAUCUUUUACCAGAUUAUGUACUUCUGUGCAACGUAACUAUUCCCAUACAUGUUAUCCCGGUGAACGAUCAGCCAUUUAGGUUGCUCACAGACUCCCCACAAAUACAAGUGGUUCAAGGAGAGAAUUCUACAUUAACUAAGAACGAUUUGUUGACAGAAGAUGCGGAUACGGGGCCUUCUGGUAUACUGUACGAUAUUAUAAGUGGGCCAACUCAAGGCAGGCUAGUGAUGUUCGAUAAAAACCGUACAAUGGACGAAGCGCAGUCAAUAAACAAGUUCACGCAAGAGGACAUAAAUAAUGGAAGAAUUGUUUACGAACAUUCUGGAUUGUUACAAACAGCUACUUUUUACUUUAGAGUGUGGGAUGGACAAUUUAAACCAACUUAUACGGUUUUCACGAUAGACGUCAUUCCUGUUAUAUUAAACGCGACGUCUCUACACCCGAUAUAUCUACAACAAGGCUCAAAUGUAGCGUCAGUGACAACAGACCAGAUUUAUGUAGAAACAAACGCGAAGAAAUCCAAAGUCUGGUAUAAUAUUACAAAGCAGCCCGCACACGGUAUGGUUUAUUUGGGACGCAAUCCAGUUACUUAUUUUUCGCAUAAGGAUUUGAUGGAUAAAGUGGUUAUUUAUAUGCAAAAUGAUAUGACAGUCGCAAACGACAGCUUCGACCUGGUAGCUUACGUGCACAAUAGCAAUACAACGCUGCCAUUUAGAAUAGACGUUAUAGUACAACCGUUGAUGUCUUUAGGCAAUUUGAAGGUAGAUGGCGACAAGGCAAAACUUACCCUUAGCAACUUAGAUGCGACCGAAUUAGCAAAACUGACAGCUAGCGAUCCUGUAUAUACGUUAAUAAGGAAACCUAAAUAUGGAACGAUCAAGAAAAUUAUUCGAAGCUCUGGAGAGAAAACUAGUGCAAGAGAAAGGGAGGUGGCGUAUUUCACACACGAGGAUGUAAAAGCUGGUGUAAUAUACUUUGUGACAAAAAAGAAAAUAAAUGACCUCAAUGGUUUAGAGGACAGUUUUAAGUUUUUGUUGGCUGCGACAAUAUUCCAACCAGCAUCUGGUGAUUUGAAGAUAUUGAUUGGGAGUCGUCAAAAGAAAAAUUUACCCGGACCAAAUGAUCCUGAAAGCCAUGAAGGUGUACCAGUUGCAAAUGGCGAAUCAUCCUCCUACUACAUGAUGAUACUGAUGGCUUUACUUGGAGUGGUAUUAGCAAUUAUAGUAAUAUUUGGGCUAUUGAAAUGUCGUCGUUACCUCAUGAGAGAUCAAAACGCAUUGGUCAAGAUCCACGGCCAGAGUCAGGGGGCAGUUGCUCCUAUACCAUUACCUAGGCCCCCAGACCACUUGAUGCCUUCACCGUCUCAAGCCACGCCUCCUAUUAAAAGAUACGUGUCAUCAGAGCAGUCAGUACAUACGGGGGCGAGUACGCCCUUGCCCUCGGGGGGCAGUGUGGCGUGCAAGGUGACCCCUCUAGCUGAUUCGGGCUUGCCAGAUCUCAAUGCCAGGUACCCAUAUGGCGCUGAGGAUCAUACUGAUACGCAACCAGUACUGGGUCUGACCCGCGGACACCUACACGCUGCCGAGGACGCCCAGGCAAUCAACUUUCACAAGUCAUCACAACUGCGUGACGCUGGGCCGCCGGCCGCAGAGGCGCGGCAUCGAAUUGGUGCCGACGCCCUUCCUGCU
This is a messenger RNA of Brenthis ino (lesser marbled fritillary), 7101 nucleotides long. NCBI's taxonomy places the organism in Eukaryota, Metazoa, Arthropoda, Insecta, Lepidoptera, Nymphalidae. The record is from the annotation of a GenBank genome assembly.